AUGUCCACCCACCUCCUCACCCUCUCUCCCACCCCCCAGCCAGCCAAGAAGCUGCGCCCAUGCCUCUCGCCCUCGCGCCACUCCCGUUCCACGAGCCCCGCCGAGUCGCAUCGCAUGGCUCUGGGCUCGUCGCGUUCGCCCUCUGCCUCUAGCGUCUCCUCCGUCUGCACCGAGAGCACCAGCAGCAACGGCUGGUACAAGCGCAAAUGCGUUCGCUGGCAAGGCGACUAUGACGGGUGUGCCGUCACAUCUUACUUUGCCACCUACUCUGCUACCGAGUACGACCGUACUCCACUCGCCCCGCCUUCCGAAGAGGAGCGUGCCUGCGUGCUGCCUGCCCGUGGAUCUCGCUGCCUCUCGACCCUCUACAUCGACAAGGUUGAGGAGGAAGAACCGCUGGAAGAGUGCGAGUCGGAAGAUGACAUAGUCCUCCCACGCUCUCCGUUCGCCACCCCCGAAGACUCUGACUCUGAAAGGGAGGAAGAGGACGGUGGCGACGAAUGGUCCGAGUGCUUUGCUCGCCGCCGCAUGAUGUUCGCCAGCAUGCGUGGUUUGGAAAGCGACGGUCCCCAGUUUGAGGGCUACCGCUCCCUUUCAUCCACCCUCGCCGACCUCCUCCGCUCUGUCAGCUGCGACGACGACGGAGUCAGCACCCCGCGUGUCGGUGGCUCGGCUACCCCGGCCGACGAGGACGAGGACGGCGAAGAGGCGCCGUCGUCACCCUGCGUCCCCGACCUCUUUGUUCGUCUCCGCGAGUCGAGCACUGAGAGCGACACUGUCGCCACACCGUCACUCACGUCCGCGGACUCUGACGGUGACUGCUCUGGCCUCGCCUCUCCCGACGGCUCUGCCUUGGACUUUCUUCCAGGUGCGCCUUGGAAGGCAGCCUCCCUCGCGCUUCACCGCGAGUGCACCCUCAACCUUUAA
Molecule: messenger RNA, 927 nt
Organism: Apiotrichum porosum
Lineage: Eukaryota; Fungi; Basidiomycota; Tremellomycetes; Trichosporonales; Trichosporonaceae
Exons: 1
Coding region: 1-927 (308 amino acids)
Source: RefSeq, a predicted model, not a curated record